Molecule: messenger RNA, 3233 nt
Organism: Periophthalmus magnuspinnatus
Lineage: Eukaryota; Metazoa; Chordata; Actinopteri; Gobiiformes; Gobiidae
Product: kiaa0930
Exons: 10
Coding region: 264-1532 (422 amino acids)
Source: RefSeq, a predicted model, not a curated record
UGUUAGGGGUGUUUCCAGCUGAUCUACACAACAGAGGAACUCGUCUCCCCGUGUGCCCAGUGUCUCCUGUCUGUUCUCUUCUCCGUCCAAAGAUCACGCAGAGCGGCCUUGGAGUCUCACUUCGUGCACCGUUAAACUGAGGCUCUCAUUUUUUGUACACAACACGAAACGCUCCGGGAGCUUCUGGGCACUCCAUCCACUGCUCCGCUCUGUAGCCGCUGUCGGUGGUUGUUAGCUUGGACUGUCAUGAUCCCAGCGCGGAGAUGGCGUCUGUACCCGGUUUGUGCAAAGCUGUCGGGCCCGCUGUUGAGGAGGACAACGGAGACCUGGACCACUCUUUGGGGCAGAUGCUGAAGGCCAUCGCCGACGAACGGAACCGCCUCAACAUCCGACAGGAGCUCAGCGGACUCGGUUGCUUUAAGGAUGACCGCAUUGUGUUUUGGACAUGGAUGUUUUCCACAUACUUCAUGGAGAAGUGGGCUCCACGACAAGACGACAUGCUCUUCUAUGUUCGGCGGAAGUUGUCCUAUGUCAACACUGACAACGCAGAGGGCAAAAAGGUGGAGGUUGAGGUGUUCAGGAGAGACUCUAAAAAACUGCCAGGUCUCGGAGAUCCUGACAUCGACUGGGAAGAGAGUGUUUACCUGAAUCUUAUUCUACAGAAGUUGGAUUAUGUAGUGACAUGUGCAGUGUGCACACGCUCCGAUGCAGGGGAUAUCCACAUUCAUAAAAAGAAGUGUCAGGAGGUGUUUGCUUCACCCAGCAAACAUGCAAUGGACAGCAAAGGAGAAGAGUCCAAGAUGAGUUACCCAAACAUCUUCUUCAUGAUUGAUAACUUUGAGGAGGUGUUCAGCGAUAUGACAGUAGGGGAGGGAGAGAUGGUGUGUGUGGAGCUGGUGGCGAGUGACAAAAGCAACACUUUCCAGGGAGUCAUCUUCCAGGGAUCCAUUCGCUACGAAGCACUGAGAAAGGUCUAUGACAACCGGGUGAGUGUUGCUGCUAAAAUGGCCCAACGGAUGUCAUUUGGCUUCUAUAAAUACAACAACAUGGAGUUUGUGAGAAUGAAAGGUCCCCAAGGCAAAGGGCACGCAGAGAUGGCUGUUAGCAGAGUCCCAACGGGUGACACAUCUCCUUGUAAUACAGAGGAAGACCAGAUGUCUCCGAUGCAUGAAAAGGUAACAUCGUUCAGCACUCCCCCGACUCCAGAAAGAAACAGACCCUCCUUCUUCUCACCAUCACUACGCCGUAAAGUACCUCGUAACCGAAUUGCUGAAAUGAAGAAGUCCCACUCUGCCAAUGACAGCGAGGAGUUUUUCAGGGAGGAGGAUGAUGAAGAUAUCCACACAGCCACCAACUUGCGCUCUCGCUCUUUGUCGGGAACGGGGCGCUCCCUCGUUGGCUCUUGGCUCAAACUGAAUCGAACAGAGGACUAUUUCCUGCUCUACUCCCACCUGACCUACAUCACUCUGCCUCUGCAUCGCAUCACUACAGACAUCCUGGAGGUGCGGCAGAAGCCUAUUCUAAUGACAUAGCAUAAUGUCUCCCAGAGCAUCAUUACCAAGUGCCUCCCUGCGGUAGGCCACUGAGACAACAGCGCCACCUGAAGUCAAACUGUUGCAAACAUCUGACAUCUGGGACGAUCAAAACCAGCCAUUCAAGAAGUGCCUCUCCUUUCUUUUAAUUUCCUGCCAUAUGGACAGGAAGGUCGUCUCUAUGGAAACAGCUAUGGGGAGGAGCACAUAACCACGUGUAAAUGGCACUGGCUGAACUCAGACCAUGAGAAUAAAAGAAUGUCAGUUUUCCUGUAAAUAUCCUGCUGCUUUACUCAUCAUUGACACUAUGCGAGUUGGAUCGUUUAUGUUUUUAUCCACUGCAGCAGGUGCUUUUUAAGUUUUACAUUUUAUGAAAUGCUUAGGGAAAAAACUGUUGAUGAUGAAAUGAGAAGGGUCAAGUGAAUUGCAUCCAGGGGUGGAUUAAAAAACAUUAUCAAACUAUUAUAGCUAAUUAACAAUUCACAGGUCAUCUAGUCUUUCCUUUGUUUUACCUUUUUAUUCUGCUUAAAGUUUAUGACUUCCCCAUUAUUUGACUGAUACUAUCAAAUAGUGAAUUUCAUUGUUUUUACUCAUGUCAAGUGUUUUUAGCUUUAUCUUUGUUUAUUUAUUGCAUUUUUAUUUUUUACUAAAAAGGGAUGUGAGCAGAUUCAAGGGAGAUGUUUUAUGAAGAUGCUUACAUGCUUUAAGAAACUUUGUAAAACAAUGAAGAUACUGGACUGUUGUGGAUAUAGAACAAUUUUUCUCACUACUGCUGCUUAUGUUGUUGUUUUGUUUGUUUUUUGUGUUGUUUAGUUUUUUGGCUUUGUUUUGACCCUGUAUCAAAAAACAAACUGAACAGAACCAGAUUUACAAAGGGAACAGUAUUGCGUGUUUACACUGUCAGAAAAGAUUGGACGGAUUGGGGGAUAUUCAAAUCAACAGAUAUGAUAUUCUCAUAUCUUUUAUAUACAUGUACUUUCUGCCCAAGUGUGCUCCUGAAGCCUUAAAAUUUUGCCCCAAUGUAUUUGUAUUUAUUUAUUUUCAUUUUAAUGUACAUCUUUAUCUCACAAACCAGCCGAGGCUUCCAAAGAUCCAGCAACCAUAACGCUAUUCUCUUCACAAAUGUCACUGUUAUAUCACUGCAUAUGUGUAUUUUUUAUAUGUGAAGCAAACACUUCCCUGGAUGUAUAACUUUUUUCAAAAAAUACCAGUAACAAUAAUUCAGCCACAUGGUGCAGACCAAAUUCAAAGGAAAGUCAUUAUCAGUGGUCAUUAUCUGAUACAGAUAAAGUUAAGAUGUUAACGUUUGCACCAGUUUGCACUCAGAGAUGAAGCCAUUGAUCAAAAUCAGAUGUGUGUAUGUGCGUGCGUGUGUGUGUGUGCGUGCAUUUCACUAAAGCAGGGCACCUUCCAGUGUUGUAUGAUAAAACAGUUAAGUUCCUCCAACUGAAUGUAGGCUACUGCUUGAUAACAAACAUUGCUUUUACUAUUUGAUACUACAAGCUAAAUCCAAGUGUGCACUGUAAAUGCUACUUACUAGAACCUUUUUUAAUUCUGACUAUUAAGCUUUUGCUGUCAUUGUCAGCUUUUGUACACAUAUCCAACAAUGUGCAUGUUAGUUCACUUUGCUGUUUUUGUUUCCAAAAUUGUUGCCUGUACAUUUUCCUGUACUAAUUUAUUAAAUUGUACCUUAAAACUGAA